Messenger RNA from Ricinus communis (castor bean), 2486 nucleotides. RefSeq lists its product as uncharacterized. The record is from RefSeq and is a predicted model, not a curated record. The transcript is spliced from 8 exons. Lineage: Eukaryota; Viridiplantae; Streptophyta; Magnoliopsida; Malpighiales; Euphorbiaceae. The coding region runs from base 531 to 2024 and encodes 497 amino acids.
GCAACUUGAUUUCCUCUUCUUCUUCUUCUUCAAAAGAACAAAAGUGAUAGCUUCUGCUUCUGCUGUCUCCACCUGGACUGCUUUAGCACCUCACAAGACCUCCAUGGCCAUUCGAUCCGCUUUGAAAGGCAUUGUUUUGCCACGUAUAACGGUUCUCUCCGGCGAUCUAUAAAUUAAAAUUAACUAAAUUAAUUGAGAUAAAAAGAAAAGCAUGAAUUUUAACAAAUUUUAAUUUUGACCGGAAUUAAAUAGUAUAAUUCCUAAAUUAUGUGGAAAUGCGUGUAGGAGACAAAUUGAAGUUUAAUGAUAUUAAUACAAAACUCAUGAAAUUAGUCCUAACGCCAUGCUCACUCAACUAUAACGGCAAUGUAAUCUAGGGUGGAAAUAGCAACACACGCAGCAUCACAACAGCCAAGCAGCAUCUCUCUAGGUUUUUGUGUUUUUCUUUUUCCUUCCGCGAUUAAAGAUCCAUAAUCGAAAUUCGAAAAGCGAUAAAAAUAUUAGUAUAUGUAAAACGGGACAAUCAGACUAUGGCAGAUUCAAGAAGUAUCCACUCGGUCAGAACUUGUCAUGUAUGUGGAGAUACAGGCUUUUUGGAGAAGAUUGUAACUUGCUUUCAGUGCGAGAUAACUCAAGAACAUGUCUAUUGCAUGCCAGUCCUCCUCUUAACAGUCCCAAAAAUUUGGAUCUGUGAAGUAUGCCAAUCUAGUGAAGAGAAAGAUUCUCAACAAUCUUUUACAGGAGCACACUUUCCUAGGAUAUUAACGCCACUCAACUCUGAGAUAGUCUACAGUGAUACUGUAAAAUCUAUUGCUGUUGAAUUUCUUGAAAAUUCUGGGAGUUUGCUAAAUUUUCAAAAUGAAACUGCUAUUGGUACCGGGAAAUUAAAUUUCAUUUGUAGUGAAGAAGUCAUUGAGCAGCCGUCAGGUGUCUUAAAAGUGGAGAACUUCUCACCUAGUAUACAGGGUUCAAUCUUUGGCCAAUCAACUGCAAUAAUGGUCUCAUCAAGGACUGACAUUGGGUUUAAAAUUCCACCUUCAAAGUUCUCAAAGCAGAUAGUAAAAGCAAGUCCCAGUAUUAGAAUCCAAGAGCGGUCCUUGCUCCCUGGACAGGAUGGUGCAGAAUCCAGUUUGAAGACUAAGCGGCAGGUUUGCAAAAUUAAAGAUAAAGGGACUGCUUUGGCAUAUCAGGAUAAGUAUGCUCUCAAGAAAGAGCCAGUGGACCUCCUAUUGCCUGCUAAAAGAGUUGAAAGCCCGAAUUCAACAUUAAGAAAGGCAACUAAAUUUACACAUUCACCAUCAAUGAAUUUUCAGACCAUCACUCAUUCAGGACGCAGCUUACAUGUUGAUGUCAACUUCAAGAGCUUGGGCAUUCAGGAUAAUGAUAUACUUAAUACCUUGCCCAAACUUGAGAAAUAUUCUCUACAUAACCCUGCCCCAAAAGUCACUUGGUGUGGAAGCUUUGAGAUUUCUUAUGCAGUUUCGCAUAGUGAAUUCUUUGACGGUUUUCGGGCUUAUGUUCCUGGUGGAGUGCAUUGUAAAGCUUUUGAAUUCUCGAAACAGAUGCCUAGAGUACUGCCAUGUACAAUGCUUCCAUCUUCUAGUUUGGAAGUUUAUCAGCAUGGGUACCCAAAUGGGAAUGAUAGUGUACUAUACUUUUUCCCUAUCAACUUUGAGAGGUCUACACAGCAGUAUGAGCGCCUCCUGGUGAUGCUGGAGAUGCAAGAUCUGCUACUGAUAAGUUCAGUAUGUGGUGUGAAAUUGCUAGUUUUCCCUUCUAAAAGGCUGAAUGUGGAUUUCCAUGCAGGUUCAGAGCGCUUCCUAUGCGGAGUAUAUCGCCCUGUGAAGAGUGAACUUGGAGUUCUACCUCUUCCUUUCUGUGGUGCAACUUCUCAAGCACAAAGCUUUGAUGACCAGCAGACUAAAUCUAAGCUACUUGGGAAUGAGGUAAAAAUGGAACAGCAACAGCUUAAUGAUUCAACUUUUCCUCCUGGGUAUCCUAGUGUAGCUUUUGCUGGGAGAUGAUCAUAAAGAAGAAAGAAACAAAAAAAAAAAAGCAUCUCCCUGAAUGAUGAAAGCGGUGAAGAGUGAGUCAUUAUUGGGGCUGCAACUGUAGUAGUAAAACACUAAAACUGUGUAUUAGCUUACUCAUCGAGUUGUGGAAAACCUGCUAACCGCCUGCAAUCACUUGUAUGUAAAGCACUAAAAAAGACACUAUUGACUUGGGUACUUACUCAGAGCUGUAGCAGUAAAAAUUAGCAUACAUGACUGCUAACUAUUUGCAGUCUUGGGUACUGAUAUUCCAAAUUUUAGGGUUUCAGGGUUCGUGUUGCUGGAUGCAUGCAUGUAUAUGCUUCACAGAUGAUUGUCUCUUAUUAUUAGUGCAGUACACAUUUAUCUCAUGUCCAUAUCGCAUAAGAAUUCCUGCUUGAAAAUAUAUUUGUUUGUAUAUUUUGAUUCAUACUUUUAAUGAAUACAAGUGGUCCA